Rotaria sp. Silwood1 is the source of this 1764-nucleotide messenger RNA. Lineage: Eukaryota; Metazoa; Rotifera; Eurotatoria; Philodinida; Philodinidae. The record is from the annotation of a GenBank genome assembly.
AUGAAUGAGACACAAAUAUUACAAGAUUCUGUUGGUUAUGAAAAACCUAUCAACAUGAAUGGUGAUAUUCAUUUCCAUAAUAUCAACUUUGCCUAUCCAACUCGAUCCGAUAUCUUAAUUUUACGAAAUCUUACUUUAAUGGCACGUGCUGGUGAGAUAACAGCUUUAGUCGGUUCAAAUGGAUCUGGCAAAAGUACAUGUAUUUCACUUCUACUUCGUUUUUAUGAACCUUUAUCUGGUCACAUUACAAUUAAUGAUCAAGCGAUAACCGAUUGUAAUAUCAAACAACUCCGACAAAAGAUUGGUAUAGUUAAUCAAGAACCUAUUCUCUUUGCUACAAGUAUCUAUGAAAAUAUUCGUUUUGGUAAAGAAAAUGCAACAAGAAUUGAGAUCGAAGAAGCAGCAUGUCAAGCUAAUGCACAUGAUUUCAUUAUGAAAUUACCUAAUAAAUAUGAUACAAUCGUUGGUGAACGUGGUGUUCAAUUGAGUGGAGGUGAAAAGCAACGUGUAGCUUUAGCUCGUGCUCUUGUCAAACAACCAGCCUUGCUUUUGUUAGAUGAAGCAACAAGUGCUCUUGAUAAUGCCAAUGAAAAGAUUGUUCAAGAAGCACUUGAUCAAGCUUGUAAAGGUCGGACGACUAUUGUGAUUGCUCAUCGUUUGGCAACAAUUCAAAAUGCACAUCACAUUUAUGUGUUGCAUAAUGGACAUGUAAUCGAAGAAGGAACACAUGAGAUACUGAUGUCACAAGAAGGAAGUCGAUAUCGCGAGAUGAUGAAAGCUCAACAGAGAGAAAAAACAGAAAAUGAUAUCAAUGAAGCAACAAGCGUCAUACAAAGAGAAGAUGAUGAUCAACAACAAAUAUCUCAACAUCCUCGAUGUUAUAGUGAAAAGGAACUUGAAGAUGGAGAUAAAUACACUGCUUUUGCUAUAUCUGGCUCAAAAUUAACAGAACGAAUUUGUACGAAAGCUUUUGCACACUAUCUACGUCAAGAAAUGGCCUUCUUUGAUCUUGUUGAAAAUAGUUCUGGAACUAUUUGUAAUCGCCUUUCGUCCGAUGCAUUAGCUAUUCAGCAGAUGUUUAAUUUACAAUUAAAUCUUUCUAUUUGUCAAUCAGGUCAACGUGUAGCUCUUAUAGGGGAGUCUGGUUGUGGGAAAUCCACAGUUAUUCAGCUCUUGGAACGAUUCUAUGAUCCUAUACAAGGUCAAAUAUAUCUCGAUGGUGUUGACAUUCGACAACUGAAUAUCCAAUGGCUUCGCUCAUGUCUUGGUCUUGUUAGUCAAGAACCUAUCUUAUUUGAUUUGACUAUUGCUCAGAACAUAGCAUAUGGUAGAGAAAAUACUUCGAUUGAAGAUAUUAUUGAUGCAGCCACCAAAGCUAACAUUCAUGAUUUCAUUCAGCAGUUACCUCAAGGCUAUGAGACCAAAGUAGGUAUGAAAGGUGGUCACUUAUCAGGUGGUGAGAAACAACGUAUUGCUCUUGCUCGAGUUCUUCUUCGUCAACCAAAAAUUUUGCUAUUAGAUGAGGCAACAAGUGCCAUGGAUUCAUACAAUGAACAGAUUGUGCAAGAAGCUCUUGAAAAAGCUGAAACAGAUGAUCCAACUCGAACUUCACUGAUCAUUGCUCAUCGUUUGUCGACUAUUCGUUCAUGUGAUUUGAUCUGCAUUCUUGACAAAGGAUAUAUCAUAGAAAGUGGUACUCAUGUAGACUUGAUGGAACGACGUGGAGUUUAUUAUCAAAUGGUUGUUUGCAGUUGUACUUCAUAA